Messenger RNA from Plasmopara halstedii, 2832 nucleotides. RefSeq names its product drug metabolite transporter superfamily. The coding region runs from base 1 to 2832 and encodes 943 amino acids. The transcript has a single exon. NCBI's taxonomy places the organism in Eukaryota, Oomycota, Peronosporomycetes, Peronosporales, Peronosporaceae. The record is from RefSeq and is a predicted model, not a curated record.
AUGGUGGUACAUCGUCGUCCUGUGGACGUAGAGGCUGAGGUCCCGACAACCGUCUACGCACUAGAUCUUCAGCGCGUGAGCCAAUUGCUGCAUAUUCCAAGAACGGAGUUGAUCUCUGGAUUCCAAUUGGAUCCUACGCGUUCCGAGAUCCAAGGUGUCAUUGUCGAAGCCGGCGAGAAUGUACCUUUCGAGACUGUGGGUCACGAUGCAGUUAAUGGUCCAAACCAAGUUACUAUGAAUGUUGACGAUUAUUCUACCUCUCUUCACGCUCAUGCAUUACCGCCACUGCCUCCUGCAUGCCCGUCUGCACUGGUGGUGACCCCCACGUCGCGUCGUCCUGCUGUGCGUCAAGUGCUUUUAACUGCCGCAGUUCGACCAAGCUGUCUCGACGAGAACCAGCGACCAAAAUGUUUAAUUCGGCUAGGCCACCAGACAAUUAUCAGUCAUAUUCUAACACAACUCUAUGCUGCGGGUGUGGAACGCGUUGUAGUGUCCGUUGCUGCAGCUGGAGGCCAAAUUAUGGCCGCUGUCAAGCAGACACCGUUUUUUGUCAAAAUGAAAAUUGAAUUUUUGGAUCUAGGACGUACAAAUGACGAUGGUCAUGCACACUCAAUUCUUGCGGCACGAAGUUUCUUUCCUGGUCCAGAACCAUUUUUAAUCCAUACAGCUGAUCACAUCUUUGACAAAUCGGUCGUUUCCAAGUUAUUGGCGUAUCCACUUGAUAAUGCUUUUGCGUGUGUACUGGUAGAAAUGGAUAUUGCAGACCUCACGGGUCUACCACCUACUACAGUUAAAGUAAAACUUCACAAAGAUGAUCACCAGAUAACCCAUAUUGGUCGAAACUUAGACGUCUACGAUGGUAUUGAUGCUGGACUUUUCCUAAGCUCUCCAAACAUUUUCGAUGCCUUAAGCACUCUCGCUGAACAUCAAAGCUACUUUUCGCUUGCUGAAGCACUAAAUAGUUUUACAAUGACCAAGACAAGUGCUUCCAGUGCAAGCCGUUUGAUGUAUCUUUCGACAGCUGGAGAAACGUGGUUCAGUAUUGAGACAGAGGAGCAAUUGGCCUACACACAAGAUACGGACGGGACGGCUAAGUUGUCUCCUUGGACUGUUUUUUUGGCUUCAACACCUAUUGGGGAUCCAUCAAUGACGAAAAAUGUUGUCAUUGGAGUGUCAGCACCUGUUUCGGAUAUGUCGCUUCGAGUUGCUGGAAAUACGGACAGCUCUAAGCUGUUUGAGGGAUUUGUCGUGAGUGUUGGCAAUUCGGACAUUCCUCAAAGUGCAAUUGACGAUUUAAGCGGAGAAGCUGACGGUUAUGAUACGGAAGCUCAACCGCUCUUGUCAUACAAUACACGGUCAAAUAAAAUGUUCUCAAGCCGUACAGCGAGAUCACCGUUUUCUACACAUUCGUUUGUAGAACCUGCAUUUGAUCAGGACGACUCGUCACCAUUUGUGCUCUCGUUCCCUACCGAUGACGAAACUUCCAGAACGAUGGAAGGAAAGACUUCAAAGCACCACGCGUACCUUAUUGAAAUGUCUCCUGAUGAUCUAACUGGUGCAUCUCCCCCUGGCUCGGGUACGUCAGAAUACUUGCUGGCUGUUCCUGGAAAUCACGAACUAGACUAUGGAAAAGAAGAGUCUUACACUGGGGACCUGGUCACCCCCCGAGCCACAUUGACACCUUUGCAUAAGGCAACUAUUUUGCCCUCGGAUAUAACUCAAAUUCAUCUUAACACCCGCGGAUUCGAGGAAGAUUUAGAGGUCACUGUUGUGGUAAAGCGCGAGGCUCCAAUUAUCGGCUACCUGCUGCUCCUGUCGUCACUUUUUACGAUCUCAUCUGUGGGUGUUGCACUAGAUGAGCUAGACAAUGUUGUGGUGCCUGAGCUUCGCAUAUUUUGGCGAAACACGGCCACGUCGAUGUUUACGUUUCCUGUCGCAGUGAUGAUUCUCCUUCGUGGAAAUGAAGAGCCCACCGGACAAAGCUGGAAAGAGUUAAUUCCGUUUAUUCUCUUGGCCGGUGUCGCGUACGCAUACUUUCUAGGCUCCUUUGUCGUGGCUCUUUCACUAACAUCCGUUGGACAUGCCACACUAUUUAACAACGCACACUCGAUGUUGCUCGUGUUCUGGAAGAUAGUGUUGCGAAAGCCUGUGGCUGUGUUUGAGGCUCUGGGUGCAGCUAUCGGAGUCGUUGGGGGCGGUAUUACCACACUAGAUGCGACCUCUGGAGGCCCCAAUAUCGUGUCUGCGACCGUGAUAGGAGACCUUGUAGCUCUUUCCGGUGCUGCUGGAGGAGCUUUAUAUUUCUCUUUGGCCAAGAAAGUGCGUCCUCACAUGCAUGUGUUAGUGUUUCUGUGUGGGUUGACAGCCACGUCAGCGACAACGUUACUGUGUUACAUGCUCAUUUCCGGUCAAAAACUCAGCCUGUCUAUGGAUCCGUACAAUGGAGUGUUUGGCUGGUUAACUCCUUCCGUAAACCGACUACUGGUGGUGCUCUACCUCGUUCUAGUUUGCGAUUGUAUUGGCACAAUGGGUUACAUAGGUGUGAUGAAGUACUUUGAUCCGAUUGUCAUAUCGAUUGUAUGCUUAAUGGAACCCAUCGUAGCCACAGCUCAGGGUAUUGUCAUGGGCGUUGAUACCAUGCCUGGACGUCUCACCUUCAUAGGAGCAUCCCUCGUCAUUGGUGGCACUUGCCUCGUUCUGCAAUCUCAACGUCGCAAGACUGAGAAAAUUGAUGCUACAGAAGCUGUUUUAGCUUCUCAUACCACACCUCGAGCAGUAUACAGCGCGCGAUCACGGAAGCGAACACCACGAUACGGCAGUACACCUCACUAA